Messenger RNA from Gadus macrocephalus (Pacific cod), 1456 nucleotides. Its product is annotated as protein eva-1 homolog C-like. Bases 298 to 1014 code for a protein of 238 amino acids. Gene Ontology annotation, molecular function: carbohydrate binding. The transcript has 4 exons. The record is from RefSeq and is a predicted model, not a curated record. NCBI's taxonomy places the organism in Eukaryota, Metazoa, Chordata, Actinopteri, Gadiformes, Gadidae.
CACAUGCUGCAGCAGUACUGGGCCACCACCACAGGCUUCAGCAGUACUGGGCCACCACCACUGCCGGCUGUAGCAGCACUGGGCCACCACUACACAGGCUGCACCACUACACAAGCUGCAGCUCCGCACCGGCCGGACGGGGGACCUCACUGUGAUCACUGGUCCAGGAUGAUGAGGGAAGGAAGAGCGACUGGACCACACGUCUUCUGCCGCACAUGACGCAUAUUCAAAGAGAUCAAUGUUUUUGCUGGAUGUUCCGAUGUUGAGGACAAACUCCCAAACUUUGAGGCUUCAAGGAUGUUCUUCUCGGAUGGGACUCUCUCAGCCUUCAGAUAUGCGCUCCUGCUAGGAGUUACUUGUUUGGCCACCUUCUUCGAUUUCACCAGGAGUUCCCCGGACGUCUCAGGUUACCUGUCCAAAGUGCUGAGGAACUACACUGAGCAAGCCUGCGACGGGGACUUCCUGUCCGUCCGCUGCCCAGCGCGCACCACCAUCACCGUCCAAUCGGCCUUCUAUGGAAGGAGAGGCCCCUCCCAUCCCCAGCAGUGCCCUCAGACCUACCGGAGCCUGCGAGGGACAUAUCCGGUGCAGAAGGAUGAUCGAUACUGCUCUGUGUCCACCGCACUCCAGAAGAUGCUGGAUGAGUGCCAGGACAGGAGGAGCUGUCAGGUUCUUGUUAACAGCCGUGUGUUCGGGACCGACCAGUGUCCAGGCGGCAGCAAGCACCUCAUGGUCUGGUACAAAUGCAGACCCAACGAGUAUAAGAGUAAGGUGGCCUGUGAGGAUGAGCGGCUGAAGCUGAGCUGUAAGCGGGGCAUGCAGAUCGCCAUCUACUCCGCCAUGUUCGGCCGAACCCAGCAGGGCACCCUGGAGUGUCCUCUGCACCACUGGAGGGCACCGUCUGUGGGUAAGAGGGACUCACCACCUCGUUCUCUCUCUCUCUCUCUCUCUCUCUCUCUCUCUCUCUCUCUCUCUCUCUCUCUCUCUCUCUCUCUCUCUCUCUCCCUCAAUUAAAUUAAAUUAAAUUCAAAAUGGCUUAAUUGGCAUGAGAAAUAUACAUUUGCAUUGCCAAAGCAGGUGAACAAUAAAAUAAACAGUGUUAUAAAAUAAAAUAAAAGUAAAAAGGUCAGGUAUAUAACAUAAUACAAGUAAGUAUGAAACGUUAAAUACAAAAUAUCCAUACAUAUCAAAUGUUAUGCUACAAAAGUACUAUAAAAAGUCAAAUGUGUGAUAUUAUAAAAAUUACAAUAAUUACAGUAUCUCGUAUAAACAGAUGAAUUAAAGAUACACUCUAAAUACACAGUAUUUACAUUAUGGAGGACGUGUGCAAUAGGGCAAUUAUUGUGUGAAGAGUGAGUCCAGGGGGAUGAGUCUAUGGGGAGUUUGAGGUCCUUCUCUCAUCACAACAGGUGACGAAUCUCUCUGUCCCUCGCUCUCACUCUCUAUCUCUCUGUCU